Scleropages formosus (Asian bonytongue) is the source of this 922-nucleotide messenger RNA. RefSeq names its product ferritin, middle subunit. Gene Ontology annotation, cellular component: cytoplasm. NCBI's taxonomy places the organism in Eukaryota, Metazoa, Chordata, Actinopteri, Osteoglossiformes, Osteoglossidae. The transcript has 4 exons. The coding region runs from base 181 to 711 and encodes 176 amino acids. Gene Ontology annotation, molecular function: ferric iron binding; ferrous iron binding. The record is from RefSeq and is a predicted model, not a curated record. Gene Ontology annotation, biological process: iron ion transport; intracellular iron ion homeostasis.
AGCCUUAAGGAGAGACGAAGUUGGGAAGCCAUUUCAGAUCGUCCGGGGUUUCGAGGGAAGUUCUUGCUUCAACAGUGUUUGAACGGAACUUCUUCUUUUAGCCGACGUUUGAAAUAAAACUUCGCAGAUUAUAUUUUUCUACGGAUAAUUUUCGUAAUAAAAGACGAAAAAGCAGCCAAGAUGUCUUCUCAGAUCCGUCAGAACUACCACCAGGACUGCGAAGCUGCUAUCAAUCGGAUGGUGAACAUGGAGCUCUACGCUCACUACACCUACUUGUCCAUGGCUUACUAUUUCGACCGGGACGAUGUUGCUCUGCCCGGUUUCUCGCACUUCUUCAAGGAGUGCAGUGAGGAGGAGCACGAGCAUGCGCGGAAGCUGCUCUCCUUCCAGAACAAGAGGGGUGGACGCAUCUUCCUGCAGGACAUCAAGAAGCCUGAGAGGGAUGAGUGGGGCAGUGGCCUGGAGGCAAUGCAGUGUGCCUUGGCACUUGAGAAGAAGGUUAACCAGGCUCUGCUUGAUCUGCACAAGGUGGCCUCAGACAAGACUGACCCCCAUCUCUGUGACUUAUUGGAAACUCACUACUUGAAUGAGCAAGUGGAGGCCAUCAAGAAGCUGGGAGACCACAUCACCAACCUGUCCAAGAUGGAUUCAGCCAACAACAAGAUGGCUGAAUACCUGUUUGACAAACAUACUUUGGGGAAAAGCAGUUAAAUGGAGUCAUAGGCUGUACACUUAACAAAACCCUUGUCUGUGUUUGUUAUUGUCAGGGUGUUGAAGAAAAUCUGUCCUUCAAUCUUUCGAUGACUUGUGGGUUAAUCUGGUUUCACUUGAGGAGGUGGCGUUAAUGCAAAAUUGUCAAUGGGUUCCUAAUAAUGCAAGCUACAGCAACAUUUGGAUGGCUAAAUAAACAUUUUGAGCUGAA